This is a messenger RNA of Lineus longissimus, 4095 nucleotides long. RefSeq lists its product as uncharacterized. Bases 1 to 4095 code for a protein of 1364 amino acids. The transcript has a single exon. The record is from RefSeq and is a predicted model, not a curated record. NCBI's taxonomy places the organism in Eukaryota, Metazoa, Nemertea, Pilidiophora, Heteronemertea, Lineidae. Gene Ontology annotation, molecular function: nucleic acid binding.
AUGAUUGUACCUGUAGAAGUGUAUCACCAAGACAGGCCGGUUGUGAGGCAUGUCUGCUAUGCUAUGCUAGAUUCCCAGUCUGAUGUAUCCUUUAUACUAGAGGAGACCAAACAUAAACUAGGAGUUAGUGGCAUCAAAACAAAACUCAGUUUAUCAACGAUGACGGCUGAAUCGCAACUUGUAGACACAAAUAAGAUAAGUGGGUUGGUGGUCAAGGGACUAGGCAGUUGCAGCAGAGAGGUUCACCUACCCCAGGUUUAUACAAGAUCGAAUAUACCAGCCAAUAGGGGUCAUAUACCUACCCCUGAGGUAGCCCGGAAAUGGGGCCACUUAGAAGGAAUUGCUGAGGAGCUGGAGCCUACCUUGGACUGUGAGGUAGGGAUGUUGAUAGGAUAUAAUUGCUCAAGGGCACUAGCGCCUAGGGAGGUGAUCUGUGGCCGUGGACAUGAACCCUUUGCGCAACGGACGGAUCUAGGCUGGAGUAUUGUUGGUUUGACUGACCCUACAGAACAACAGGAAGUGGAAAAAGGCAGUAGUCAUCAUAUUGUCGUCUGCGGUGAAGCAUCAUCAGGGAAUAGGACGCAGCCUAUGGAGACUGCGAUGCCAGAGGUCACAAUCUGUCUGAAAACAGGAGUGAAAGAAGUUAUCUCUGUGUUGGAGACAGAUUUUCAUGAGGUCGAGUCUGUACAUCCCUUUUCACAGGAGGAUUCUCAGUUCCUAGCCAAGAUGGAAUCAGGAAUCCAUCAACUUCCCGACGGGCAUUACCAGAUGCCCCUCCCAUUUAAAGGGGAUAAGGCACCAACAGUAUCGAACAACAAACCUGCAGCCCUGAGUCGUCUCAAUCAGUUGAAGUCAAAGUUUAGGAGCAACCCUCAGCUGAAGACGAAAUAUGUCGAAUUCAUGGAAAAGAUCAUUGCCGAGGGAGAUGUAGAGCCAAUUGGGGAAACAGAACGUCAAACCGAGAAGGAGGGACAUUUGUGGUAUCUUCCUCACUUUGCUGUGUUUGGUCCCAAGUCUGAGAAGAUUCGCGGGGCAUUUGAUUGUCGAGCACAAUAUUUGGGACGAUGUCUGAAUGAUUAUCUACUUCAGGGCCUGGACAUGAUGAAUUCACUGGUAGGGGUGCUAUGCAGAUUUUGUCACGAACCCGUGGCUGUAACAUGUGACGUCGCUCGUAUGUUUCAUCAGUUCCGGGUAAAUAAAGAUGAUCGGGAUUACCUUAGGUUCCUGUGGUGGCCAGGAGGGGACGAGUCAAAGCCAACAGUGGAAUAUCGCAGCAUGUUUUUCCUAUUUGGUCUACGUUGUGCUCCAGCAUGCUAUGCUUUCGGUCUAAAACAGAUUGCCAGUGACUUUAAGCCUAAGUAUGGAGAGGAGGCGGCAGAUUUCAUCAUGCAGCAGUUUUAUGUUGACGACGGAUUAAGGUCAAAACCAACCAUAGAGGGAGCUCUAUCACUGGUCAAAUCAGCCCAGGAGGCCUGCGGGGAAGGCGGACUACACCUCCACAAGAUAGCGUCGAACUGCAGAGAGGUGUUGGAGAGUAUUCCAGAGGAGGACCGUCUGCCUAGUCUGAGACAAAGCGAGCUGCCUAUGAACAAGGGGGAGCUCAGUUAUCCCCUAGAGCGUGUGUUGGGAAUACAGUGGUGCAUCGAAAGUGACACUCUGACAUUUAGAAUCGUCCUCAAGGAUCGACCAUUGACACGCCGCGGAAUCCUGUCGACAAUUGGAUCUAUUUACGACCCCCUAGGAAUGGCUGCACCUGUCCUGUUAGUGGGAAAAAUGAUCUUGCAGGAGUUAUGCAGAGAAAAUGCAGACUGGGACACACCUCUGUCAGAAAAUCUCAGGAUGGACUGGGAAAAGUGGAGGAGUGAAUUGCAACACUUGGAGCAGCUGUCAACACCGAGAUGUUAUAAGCCAGGUGGAUUUGGGGAAGUGGCAUCAGCAUCUCUACACCACUUCUCUGAUGCGAGCAGCAGGGCCUAUGGACAAUGUUCAUACGUCCGUCUUGUGAGCAGGCAAGGCGACGUACACUGCAGUUUCAUCAUGGGGAAGGGUCGAGUUACUCCUUUGAAACCACUCACCAUACCUCGCCUGGAGCUAACUGCGGCCCUGACAUCUGUCAGGAUAAGCACUCUGCUGACAAGGGAGCUUGAUUACAAGAUUGCUGAGCAGACAUUUUGGACCGAUAGCAAGGUGGUCAUGGGUUACAUCGCAAAUGAGGAGCGCCGGUAUCACGUCUUCGUCGCAAACAGAGUGCAGGAAAUCCGAAAAGAGACUGAGCCGAGUCAGUGGCGCCAUGUAGCGGGGGAAGAGAACGUCGCUGAUGAAGCCUCACGUGGACUGAACCCUGAGCAACUUGCAAGUGGUACUGCUAGAUGGCUUAGGGGACCUGAUUUCUUAUGGGAGAGGGAGCUUCCCAAGGCUGGGCAUCAGGAGGUUGAAGAGAUUGAGGAUGAUCCAGAGGUUAAGAGGGAAAUCACAGGAGCUGUUUUGGCAGUGAAUGCCAAGGCAGCAAACAUGUACCCAUCUCUGCUCGAGAGACUGAGCAGCUUCUCCUCAUGGGAGGCAGCAAAAACAGCCAUUGCCAUAUGUCUCAGAUAUAGGGACCGUCUCUUGGGAAAACAAGACGCAACCAUUAAGCAGCGCCCCCUGGCAGCGGAGGAUAUGCAGCGUGCUGAGAGAGAGAUUCUUAACGCAGUUCAGCUCAAGGCAUUUGCCGAAGAAAUAGGCAUCAUAAAGGAUUUGGAAGGCCGGGAUGGCACUGGGGGAGAGAAUGUCAAGGUCAUUAAAGCCAGCUCUCCUCUGUACAAGUUGGACCCCUUCAUCGACCGGAAAGGAAUCCUCAGAGUAGGAGGACAGACACAGAAAGCAGAAUAUGAUCAUGGCAUUAAGCAUCCAGUCAUAAUGCCAAGGGAAUCGUAUGUCGCCACCCUCCUCAUUAGGCAUCAUCAUGUAGCUGAGCAGCAUCAAGGUCGGGGAAUGACCAUGAACAGCAUACGUCAAGAGGGAGUAUGGAUCAUCGGAUGUCGCCGGGCUGUGGCCAGUUACAUCGACAAAUGCGUGCUGUCCCGCAGGCUCAGAGGAACAACCAACAAGCAGAAGAUGGGAGACCUGCCCAAGGACCGAUUGCAAACAGCCCCUGCGUUCACCUACUGUGGGGUUGAUGUUUUUGGUCCUUUCCACAUCACUGAGCCAAGGAAACGAGAGCUGAAGAGGUACGGAGUAAUAUUUACGUGCUUGGCCAUGAGGGUCCAGAUUGAGACUGUUAACACUAUGUCUACCGACUCCUUCAUCAUGGCGCUCCGCAAAUUCAUUGCAGUCAGGGGAAGCAUAAAAAUCUUGAGAGCUGACUGUGGAAGUAACUUUGUUGGCUGUGAACAUGAGCUCAAGGAUGCCUGGGACGAGGUUGACCUGGACGCCGUAGGAAAAUUCCUCCUGAAAGAAAAUGGGGAUUUUACCUUCGAAAUGAACGUACCCAGUGCUAGCCACCAAGGCGGCGUCUGGGAGCGCCAAAUCAAGACUACCUGGAGCAUCUUGAAUACGAUGCUGUUCUCACAUGGCAAGCAGCUUGACGAUGAAAGUCUCAGGACAUUCCUCUACGAAGUGGCAGCGAUAAUAAAUGGCCGCCCUCUGACAGUCGAAAAUCUCGACGACGCUACGAGUUUGGUGCCAUUGACACCAAACAUGUUACUAACAAUGAAAUCCAGGGUCAUCGUCUCACCCCCUGGAAACUUUCCUGUCCAGGAUCUCAUGCUCAGGAAAUACUGGCGUCGAGUACAGCAACUGGCAGACCAGUUUUGGCACAGGUGGCGCAAGGAGUAUGUACAAAACCUCCAAAUCAGGCAGAAGUGGAUUUGCCCAAAACGCAAUCUGGAGAAGGGCGAUGUUGUACUUGUACGCGACAAAAACCUACCGAGGAACGUGUGGAAGCUGGCACGAAUCCAGGAAACGUACACAGGAGACGACAAUCUGGUUCGAAAGGUCAAGGUCAAGGUUGGAGAUCGCUCACCGGACAACAAAGUACGUCGAUUGACCUAUCUCGAAAGGCCAAUACACGAGCUCGUCCUGGUAAAGGAAGCCGAAGACGUUAAGCAGCAGUAA